AUGCUAAUAAUUGCCGAAACAACUCCCAUAACAGAACUUCAAAAAAAGGCUCUUCGUAAUGCUGCCUCCGAGAUACCUUUUUUUGCGAUUGCUGAUUAUUAUCCUUAUGAAAUUAUGGAAUUUUUUAAUUCCUGCAAGGCCAAAAAAAUUAAGCCAGUCUGGGGAGUAAAGAUUUUUCUACAAGAAAAUCCCCAAGGAAAAAAAUAUUUGGCAACUGCUUAUCCUCAAAACAGCAAAGGAUACAAAGAAGUUCUCCAAAAAUUGUUUUCUUCGGAUUCUCCUAACGAUCGAAUUUUUUCUUUUGAUUAUAUUCUUUCUAACUUGAAACCAUCAGAGAAUUAUCAAAACACUCUGGAAAGAGAAUUGGCGAUUAUUGAGAAACUUAACUAUGCGGAUUAUUUUUUAGUGUUUAGUGAGGUGAAUAACCAUUUAAAAAAAGAAAACAUUAUGGUGGGACCAGGACGAGGAAGUGCCGUUUCUUCUUUGGUAACAUAUUUAUUGGGAAUAACCAGUGUUGAUCCAUUAGAACAUAAAUUAUUUUUUGAAAGAUUUCUCAAUGAAAAAAGAAAAAAUUUGCCAGAUAUCGAUUUGGAUGUAGAAAAUCAAGAAGAAGUCUUUAAUUACUUGCAAAAGAAAUAUCCAAAAAGGCAAGUGGCUCGCAUCAUCACCAAAAAAAAAAUUGGUUGGAAAGUCGCCCUCCGUGAGACUGCCAAAUUAUACAAGUUAACCGGUAAAAUCCAGAACUUAUAUUAUGACACUGGUAUUCAUCCGGCCGGAGUUAUCAUUAGUGAGAGUUCGUUAAUUGGUGCUGUGCCCUUGAAAUCAGAAAAAGAUUAUUUAUUGAUGCUUUUUGAAGAGGACAAAUUAGCAGGAUUAGGACUAAAAAAAUAUGACUUUUUGAGUUUGCGAGAAACACUUGGCUUUAUUCGCGAAGCGAGAGAAAUUCUAAAAGUUAAUUUACCUGAUUAUCAAGAAAUAAACUUGUCUGACCAAAAAACUUGGGAAUUAUUAAAAAAUUUUCUUUUGACUGGCAUUUUUCAACUAGAUACUCCUUCGGCCCGACUUCUUUUUAAUCGUUUUCGUCCCCAAAAUUUUGCUGAAUUAGUGCUUUUCUUAUCCCUCAAUCGGCCUGGCACUAAAAAAAAAGUGGAGGAGAUAACUCAAAAAAAAGAUUCUCAAACUAAAAUUAACUUUAUUUCCCCAGUGAUUAGGGAAAUAUUGAUUGAAACUUAUGGAUUCAUUAUUUUUGAAGAACAAAUAAGUCAAAUUUUUGCCUACAUUUAUGACGUUUCAUUUGCCGAAGCCGAAGUAAAAAGGAGAGAACUGAUUAAAAAAGGACUGGAAAAAGACUUUCUUAGUCAAACCCAAAAGAAAUUAAAUU
Diversispora eburnea is the source of this 1381-nucleotide messenger RNA. NCBI's taxonomy places the organism in Eukaryota, Fungi, Glomeromycota, Glomeromycetes, Diversisporales, Diversisporaceae. The record is from the annotation of a GenBank genome assembly.